This is a messenger RNA of Trichomonas vaginalis G3, 285 nucleotides long. RefSeq lists its product as uncharacterized. The transcript has a single exon. The record is from RefSeq and is a predicted model, not a curated record. NCBI's taxonomy places the organism in Eukaryota, Parabasalia, Trichomonadida, Trichomonadidae. The coding region runs from base 1 to 285 and encodes 94 amino acids.
AUGCCACAAGGAGGAGCAUCUCGCCGUCCAACUCUAACUGUUCCAACAAAGGCCAAACAUGUUAAACCAAAUCAAAAACAGCCAAAGAAGUACAAGAAGCAUCGUGAUCCAGUAAAAGCCUUCCUUAUUAAAAAGGCCGAAGCAUGCGCUAUGGAACGCGCUUUGAAAGACCCAAUGAAAGGAAACAUUCGUACUUUCAAGCCAACAGAAGAGAAAGCCAAGCUUGCUCAGGUUCGUACAAAGGAAGGCAUCAAGAAAGCUGCCGAAAAGAGAAAUAAUCAAUGA